CACCGAAUUUACUAGAUUUAGUGGCUAGCGAAAGAGUGGGAUCUGAUUCCCCCAUGAGUUGAUCUUUUUCGGUUUUGGACAUUUUGUCAUCUCUUGUACAAAAAAAAAAAAUUAGUCAACUGGUUUUUAUAAUUAAGACUGGACGAAGUAUAACGAAAACGAAGCAAAAAAAAGGUUUUAUGUAAAUAAUACCCCUCCACAUUUGUUAUAGAAAAUCAUACAAACGUCAAAGGAGGAUGAGAUAAUUUUGAUAUGUGACGCGACUCUCCCACCUUCACCAACAUGGGAACGGUUGCGAUGGCGGUUUCGCAAUUAUGGGCAAAUGUGGGAGCCGUCGUGCUCGAAAUUAGAGGGUGCGGCCACAACAACCAAAUCGAACCAGAAGCGGCAUCGGAGCCGCCGAGUCGGAAACUAAAAGGAAGCCCUCGGCUGAACCGCUGGUCGAGGGCUCGAGCGCUUCGCUCCGGUCGCAAAUUAGACCGCCCUACUCCCCAAAUUCAGACCGUCCAAUCCGAUGCUUCUCUACCUCCCAUCACUCUGUCUCCUGAUACAGAUGCGUCUGAUAUCGACGGCGUGGAGGUGAGGGUGUCCAAGUCCAUUUAUAUAGUCUCCGACGGAACUGGUUGGACGGCCGAGCACUGCGUUAACGCUGCCUUGGGUCAGUUUGAUUACUGCUUGGUCGAUCAUGGAUGCCCUCUCAGUACCCACUUGUUUUCUGGGAUUGAUGAUGCGGAGAAAUUAGUGGAGAUCUUAAAGCAGGCAGCCAAGGAAGAUGCUUUGGUUGUGUAUACUUUAGCUGACCCUUCGAUGGCUGCAUACGCUAAGCAGGCUUGCAAGUUAUGGGGUGUACGAUCCACUGACGUAUUAGGUCCAAUAAUUGAGGAAAUUUCUUCUCAUCUUGGGGUCUCACCAUCUGGGCUUCCCCGUGGGGCUUCUGGCCGGAACCUUCCACUUUCUGAUGAAUACUUUCGCCGUAUUGAAGCUGUUGAAUUCACCAUCAAGCAAGAUGAUGGGGCAUGUCCCCAGAAUUUGGCCAAGGCUGACAUUAUUCUUACUGGUGUUUCGCGGACUGGCAAGACGCCAUUAUCAAUUUAUCUAGCACAAAAAGGUUACAAAGUGGCAAAUGUACCCAUUGUGAUGGGUGUGGAAAUGCCAAAGACUCUUUUUAAGGUAGAUGUAAGCAAGGUUUUUGGCUUAACUAUAAACCCCGUAGUCCUGCAGAACAUAAGAAAAGCAAGGGCUAGAACUCUGGGAUUCAGUCCAGAAUCAAGGAGCAAUUACUCAGAGAUGGAUUAUGUUAGACAGGAACUGGAAUUUGCGGGAAGACUCUUUGCUGAGAACCCUGUCUGGCCAGUGAUUGAUGUGACGGGAAAAGCAAUAGAAGAAACUGCAGCGGUUAUAUUGAGGCUCUACCAUGACCGGAGGCAAAAGUUCAUGAUGCCAAGGAUCUCAAAACGCUAUUAAAGGUGACAAUUUUGUUUGCCUGAUGUUAAACCACUAGUUGUAAAGUCUCGAAUUGUAUAUUGUGUAAUGUAGUUAUAUAAUGCGAAUUUCAUUAUUCCAUAUCAGUGUAUAGUAGAGGAGGGUAAAAUGUUACCAUCAAUUUUAAAGUUUUGGUCCACAAAUGCUUGCUCUUA
Molecule: messenger RNA, 1637 nt
Organism: Neltuma alba
Lineage: Eukaryota; Viridiplantae; Streptophyta; Magnoliopsida; Fabales; Fabaceae
Product: pyruvate, phosphate dikinase regulatory protein 2-like
Exons: 4
Coding region: 283-1464 (393 amino acids)
Molecular function (GO): transferase activity, transferring phosphorus-containing groups; ATP binding
Source: RefSeq, a predicted model, not a curated record